UAUGACGACUUCCGACACAAAGGCUAAUGGUGGAGGAACAUUGUCGCGUCCUUCCUUAUAGGGCCUUAGUGUGAACAUGUGAAAAGACGCCAGGACGCGAAGAAUCGCUCGAGCCACGUGGAAACACGAGAGACGACGCAACGAACGCAAUAAUUCGCAACGGGGAUUUUGCUGGUUUUUGAUUCGAGUGAUUUAUCAAAUUUCGAGUUUUAAGAAGUUUUUGUAUUCAAAGUAUCUCCAGAAGCGCAUUUCGAGUUAUGGAUGAGCUGCUUCAAUUGUGGGAAUUGCAAUCCCUUAUACCUGGUUUUAACGAUCAAAACAUUGACUUAGAUGUCUGUUCUAACUUAGAUUGUGAAUCUAUAAAAGAGUUAAUAAAAGAUGUGGGAAAUAGAAUCAAAUUUAAAAAGAAGUGGGAGGAGCAUUUCAAUAAAAAGUUACCAUCUUAUAAUUCGUUUGAUGCUCACACGCCAGAAGGAAACUUUUCACAAAAUGAAGGAAACGAUUAUCAAAAUUCAUCACAAAAUGAGAAUGAUGAUCCAAAUAAAGAGAACAAUGAAAUACAGUACAUUGGUGAACGAAUGUACAGAGCAUUAAAUUUGCCUUCUGUUAAAGAUACUUUAAUUCAAUCUAAAGAAGGUAAAGCGAUCUUGAAGUAUUAUUCAAAACACAAUGAUCUUACUUCCGAGCACAGAGAUAGAAUGGUAGAUCUUGAGAUCACAAACGCUAUGGACAAGACAGAUGGGUCUUUAACAAAGCACGAGUUCAAGCACUUUGCAUCUAACGUCAAAGAAAUUUUUGCAAUCGAAGAUUUUAAUAUUUACUAUGUUUCUCCAAUUAAGAAAAUGGAUUGCAGAGAUAACCAAUCAGUUCCCGUUAGAGGAAAAUUUGCUGGAAGAUAUAAAAUUAAGUUGCAACAAUGCAAACGGUUAUUAGGGUCUGAAUCUUCUAGAAAUUUCUUGCAAGACUUAGAUGAUGAUCCAGACUUUAAGACUAAUGAAGUUAAAGGCGCUGGCGUUCCUAGUUUCACCUAGAGGAAGAUUCAAAAUCGUAUAAAAUACUCGAAAAAAGCACUGGAAACCAUCUCCGCUGAAGCGGAAUAAAGUAUGAUUGUACAUGCAAGGAUAUCACUGCAGUCAUUGCCGUGCUCAGCCAAACCUACCGUUUCGCCUUAAGCGAUUGGAACGAGAAGAGAAGAUGCGCAGAAAAGGGAUGACUUUGCAACCCUUUAUCAUUGUUGUAGGACAUACAGUUGAAGAAUCAACAACUUUUUGGUAUUCGUUGACAAGAUUAUUUAUACUAUCCCUUCUUCAAUGCAGGCCAU
Messenger RNA from Belonocnema kinseyi, 1321 nucleotides. RefSeq lists its product as uncharacterized. Bases 258 to 1031 code for a protein of 257 amino acids. The record is from RefSeq and is a predicted model, not a curated record. Lineage: Eukaryota; Metazoa; Arthropoda; Insecta; Hymenoptera; Cynipidae. The transcript has 6 exons.